GUAUUUAUUUAACAGCGAAAGAGACAGAAUUAUCGGAGCAGUCUUGACACGAAGAGAUCUGACUGGCAAAGAAUUAAAAAUAAGCGGCGGAGCGCAAGUGUGGCCCGAAGCCAUGACUCUUGAUUACCUGAACAAGCGAGUUAUCGUUCUUAUCCGGGCGGGUUACUUUGUUUCAAUGGAUUAUGAUGGUGGAAACAGAAUUGAGAUCCCUAUUGAUCGGUCACUUUAUUCUGGUCUAUUUUCCGAAAUUGGAAGUUCGAUGUACUUUCGGACAGAAAUUGCGCCUAUCAUUGUUGAAAUGAAUGUGACCAGCUGGGAUAUAUUUCGUUACGUUCGGUUAGUAAAUGGCUACCCAAUGAAACUUAUUGUCGUGGACAAAUCCCUGCAACCUGAAG
Messenger RNA from Paramuricea clavata, 395 nucleotides. Lineage: Eukaryota; Metazoa; Cnidaria; Anthozoa; Malacalcyonacea; Plexauridae. The record is from the annotation of a GenBank genome assembly.